Molecule: messenger RNA, 724 nt
Organism: Vigna angularis (adzuki bean)
Lineage: Eukaryota; Viridiplantae; Streptophyta; Magnoliopsida; Fabales; Fabaceae
Product: MLP-like protein 28
Exons: 2
Coding region: 72-530 (152 amino acids)
Biological process (GO): defense response
Source: RefSeq, a predicted model, not a curated record
AUUCUCACCAUCUUUCUCAUCUUGCUCCUUUCCAUUUCUUGCAUCUGUUACUUGCCUCUUUCUUCUUCAUCAUGACUCUUUUUGGCAAAAUCAGCACUGAAAUUGGUGUUCAUGCAACUGCUGAAAAGUGGUACAACCUCUUCGCAACUCAACUACAUCAUGUUCAAAACCUUGCUGACAGAGUUCAUGGAACCAAGCUGCACCAGGGUGAAGACUGGCAUCAUAAUGAGUCCAUCAAGCACUGGACUUAUGUCAUAGAUGGAAAGGUUACAACAUGUCAUGAGAGUAUUGAAUCCGUUGAUGAAGCAAACAAAACAAUCAACUACAAACUCUUCGGUGAAGAGAUCGAUGACAAGUUCAAGGUGUUUAGGCUCAUAUUUCAAGCAACUGAUAAGGAGAAUGGAAAAGCUAUCAUCAAAUGGACCAUUGAAUAUGAGAGGGUUGGUGAAGAAGUUGAACCUCCAUACGGCUACAUCGAGUACGUGCACAAAUGCACUAGUGACAUUGAUGGUCAUCUUCUCAAGGCAUAGCUCAAAAACUUAUGUAUAAAAAGAAAAGAAAAGAAAAGAAAUAAUGAAUGUGUUUGAGCAGAAGGAUUCUUAUAUAGAUCCUUCCUUUGUAUUAAAUAAAUUUGGAUAUGCAUGUAAUGAGUGACGCCUUCAAGUGUGCUAAGUUUCAUGUUAUAGUGCUCGUUGUGAUGCACAUAAUGCAUAUUUAUUGUUCA